AUGGAGCUCCCAACCAUUGAGCAACUGAACUUGCAGUCCAGCCCAGCUGAGAUCGAGGAAUGGGCCGAACGAUUGGAACUGUGGUAUAGCAUUCGCAAAGAUGGCGCUCAAAACCAAUCAGCUCUAUCCCUCACUGCAGGCGGUUGCGAUUUCUGUUCUCUUUUGAAAAAUCUGGCGUUUCCUGAGGCUCCAUCUAAACUACCCUAUGAGUCCCUUAAAUCGUCGCUGCUUAACGAUCAGCUGCCCACAGCCUUCCAGGCACACGAGAGAGUUAAAUUCAAUUUGCUGAUUUUUGCUGAACAUUUCUCCUGCCGUGAGUUUAUUGUGCAGCUUAACAUACAGGUACCACGCUAA
Echinostoma caproni is the source of this 354-nucleotide messenger RNA. The record is from the annotation of a GenBank genome assembly. NCBI's taxonomy places the organism in Eukaryota, Metazoa, Platyhelminthes, Trematoda, Plagiorchiida, Echinostomatidae.